UCAGGAGACGCUUCAGUGUUGGGUGUUUCUUAGCAGUGGACAAUGGAAUAAGAUCAGGUCGACAUUUAAGCUGGACCACAAGUAUUAUGCCUUUGGAAUAUAACAUUUCUAGUGGUGCAGAACAUGGCCACGAUGUCUAAGAAUGGAUUUCAAUUGUGGAAAUUGUUAUUUAUGAUUUCUCGCUUUUGGAGCUUGUCGACAGGACAGAUCGUGUACUCCGUGCCAGAGGAAGUAAACACGGGCACUACGGUUGGAAACCUCGCUAAGGAUUUAAAUCUAAAUGUUCAGGACCUUGUACAUCGUGGCUUUCAAAUUGUUCCUGGACCAAAUAAGAGGUAUUUCGAUUUAAAUGCAAAAACGGGAGUUUUGCACGUUCUGGAGAGAAUAGAUAGAGACGCGCUGUGCAGCAGGAGCUUAAAAUGUACCCUCCCGUUGGAGGCUAUUGUUAAUGCGCCACUGAAUAUUUACCGCUUUGAAGUGAACAUAUUGGACGUUAACGAUAACUCGCCUUCAUUUCGCACUCCAGAUAUUUACUUAAACAUUUCGGAAUAUGCUUUACCCGGUGAGAGAUUCACACUGCCACGAGCGCACGACGCUGAUGUGGGGUCUAACACGGUAAAGAGCUAUAAGCUGAGUCAGAAUGAAUAUUUUUCCCUGGAUGUACAGAGCGGAGGAGAGCAGAGUGUAUCUGCUGAUUUGGUGCUGCAAAAAGCUUUAGAUCGAGAAAAACAGCCUGCAGUUCAUCUCACACUGACCGCUGUAGACGGAGGAAAACCUCCCACAUCAGGUACAGCAAAUAUAAUAAUAAACGUAAUAGAUGUGAACGACAAUAUUCCUGGUUUUAGUAAACAACUUUAUAAAGCGCGCGUGACAGAGAAUUCACCGGUAGGGACAUCAGUUAUAACUGUACAUGCUAACGAUGCUGAUGAAGGUCUAAACGGUGAAAUUGAAUACUCUUUUGUUACUCACGACAGCGACGUUGUUGAUGAGUUUAGUAUUAAUCCAGUCACGGGCGAAAUUUCUGUGAGAGGAAACGUUGACUACGAAACUAGGAAUGCUGUCGAGAUCCGUGUUCAGGCGAAAGACAAAGGAGCAAAUCCCAGAGCUGCACACUGCAAGGUACUGGUCGAAAUUAUUGAUAUUAAUGACAACUCUCCCGAAAUAACUGUAACCUCUUUAGUUAAUUUUGUGAAAGAGGACGCUUCUGUUGACACGAUGGUAGCAAUGGUGACCGUUAUGGAUAAAGAUGCUGGAAGGAACGGAGAGGUUAAGCUUAAACUGAUGGGCUCUGUGCCAUUUAGUAUUCAAAACUCAUAUAAGAAUUAUUACACUUUAAUUGUAAAUGGUCCUCUCGACAGAGAGAGCGCGUCUCAGUAUAAUGUCACUAUUAUAGCUACUGAUGAAGGGACCCCACCUCUCUCUAGUUCCACUAUAAUUACUGUACACGUUUCUGAUGUGAAUGACAACCCACCACGCUUUCCAGAGCCCGUCAUUAAUGUUUACGUGAAAGAAAAUAGUCAGAUAGGAGCUGUAAUUCAUACAGUAUCUGCUUUUGAUCCUGAUGUAGGUGAUAAUGCCAGAAUAACAUACUCAUUGAUAGAAAGCUCUAAAAGCACCUCAGUAACAUCCCUGGUGAACAUAAACUCUGACAGUGGAGAUAUUCACAGUUUACAGUCUUUUAACUAUGAAGAGAUGAAAACGUUUCAGUUUAAAGUUCAGGCCACAGACUCUGGAGCUCCUCCACUGAGCAGUAACGUGAGUGUGAACGUUUUUAUCCUGGAUGAGAAUGACAACAGUCCCGGGAUUCUCGCUCCCUAUUCUGAGCACGGCUCCGUUAACACCGAGAACAUUCCCUAUUCUGCUGAAGCGGGCUACUUUGUGGCCAAGAUCAGGGCUGUAGACGCGGAUUCCGGUUAUAACGCGCUGCUUUCUUAUCACAUCUCUGAACCCAAAGGAAACAAUCUGUUCCGGAUCGGAAGCAGCAGCGGGGAGAUCAGGACUAAGAGGAGAAUGAGUGACAAUGACCUGAAAACCCACCCGCUGGUCAUUGUGGUCUCUGAUAGCGGAGAGCCCUCACUGUCAGCCACUGUGUCUAUUGAUAUUGUGGUGGUCGAAAGCACAGGUGACAUCCAGACUCAGUUCAAACACGCUCCGAUGAAGGAGGAGAGCUUCUCGGAUCUAAACCUGUAUCUGCUGAUCGCCAUUGUGUCGGUUUCAGUCAUCUUUUUACUGAGCCUCAUCAGUUUAAUAGCAGUAAAAUGCUGCAGGACAGACGGCAGUUUCAGCAGGUACAGCGCCCCAGUGAUCACCACGCACCCUGAUGGGAGCUGGUCUUACUCCAAAUCCACUCAGCAGUACGACGUGUGUUUUAGCUCCGACACUCUGAAGAGUGACGUAGUGGUUUUCCCUGCGCCAUUUCCGCCUGCAGAUGCGGAACUGAUCAGUAUUAAUGGAGGAGACACUUUUACCAGAACACAGACUCUCCCUAAUAAAGAGAAGGUAAGAAAAAAAAUAACUAAUGUUUAG
Molecule: messenger RNA, 2526 nt
Organism: Colossoma macropomum (tambaqui)
Lineage: Eukaryota; Metazoa; Chordata; Actinopteri; Characiformes; Serrasalmidae
Product: protocadherin alpha-8-like
Exons: 1
Coding region: 124-2526 (800 amino acids)
Biological process (GO): homophilic cell-cell adhesion
Cellular component (GO): plasma membrane
Molecular function (GO): calcium ion binding
Source: RefSeq, a predicted model, not a curated record